This is a messenger RNA of Gambusia affinis (western mosquitofish), 3503 nucleotides long. It is a transcript of the gene wnt7bb, whose product is annotated as wingless-type MMTV integration site family, member 7Bb. Gene Ontology annotation, biological process: neuron differentiation; multicellular organism development; positive regulation of JNK cascade. Gene Ontology annotation, cellular component: extracellular region. The coding region runs from base 375 to 1436 and encodes 353 amino acids. The transcript is spliced from 4 exons. Gene Ontology annotation, molecular function: frizzled binding; cytokine activity. Lineage: Eukaryota; Metazoa; Chordata; Actinopteri; Cyprinodontiformes; Poeciliidae. The record is from RefSeq and is a predicted model, not a curated record.
UCUCCUCCUGCCCAAUGGCAGCCGCGAUCCUCAUGAGAGCGCAGAAGAGGCACUUUUCUGCCAUGCAGAAUCCCUAAAACCAUCAUCGCUCCGGCUCGGCUCGGAGAGCCCACAGCAGCGCGCGUUAAAGAGCCUCGGCUGCUGAGAGAUGUCAGAGCCAACCUCGGCGCACACACGGCCCUGCUGGGAGCUCGGAGCUGCGUAGGGAGCGCCGCGCAAGGAGAAUCUCCGGUGUCUCUCUGUUUCUCUCUCUUUCUCUCUCUCGAGCGGACAUAAAAGCGGGAAUAUAUAUAUUUUUAUUUUUUAUUAUUUUGCCUACUUGUAUCGGCGUCGUCUCACUCCUGUCCGAGCGCGGCCAUUCGCUCAAUGUCAUCAUGAUCAUCAUCUCGUCGCGCAGUGUACUGCUGUCAGUCUACUACCCGCAGAUCUUCCUGAUCCUGACGAGCGGAAGCUACCUGGCCCUGUCCUCGGUUGUGGCUCUGGGUGCCAACAUCAUCUGCAACAAGAUUCCGGGGCUGGCACCUCGCCAGCGGGCCAUCUGCCAGAGCCGCCCAGACGCCAUCAUUGUUGUGGGCGAAGGCGCCCAAAUGGGCAUCAAUGAGUGCCAGUACCAGUUCCGGUAUGGACGCUGGAACUGUUCGGCGCUCGGAGAGAGGACGGUCUUCGGUCAGGAGCUUCGAGUAGGCAGUCGGGAAGCAGCUUUCACCUAUGCCAUCACGGCGGCGGGGGUGGCCCACGCCAUCACGGCCGCCUGCAGCCAGGGCAACCUGAGCCAGUGCGGCUGCGACCGGGAGAAGCAGGGCUACUACAACCAGGAGGAAGGCUGGAAGUGGGGCGGCUGCUCGGCCGACAUCAAAUACGGCAUCGAGUUCUCGCGGCGCUUCGUGGACGCCCGGGAGAUCAAAAAGACGCCCCGCCGCCUGAUGAACUUGCACAACAAUGAGGCAGGCAGAAAGGUUUUGGAAGAAAGGAUGAAGCUGGAGUGCAAGUGCCACGGCGUUUCCGGCUCCUGCACCACCAAGACCUGCUGGACGACGCUCCCGAAGUUCCGCGAGAUCGGCUACAUCCUCAAGGAGAAGUACAACGACGCCGUGCACGUGGAGGUGGUGCGGGCCAGCCGGCUACGCCAGCCCACCCACCUCAAAGUGAAGCAGACUCAGGGCUACCGCAAGCCCAUGGAGACGGACCUCGUUUACAUCGAGAGGUCGCCCAACUACUGCGAGGAGGACGCGGCCACGGGGAGCGUGGGCACCCAGGGACGCCUGUGCAACCGCACGUCGCCGCACACGGACGGCUGCGACCUCAUGUGCUGCGGCCGCGGCUACAACACGCACCAGUACACCAAAGUGUGGCAGUGCAACUGUAAGUUCCAGUGGUGCUGCUUCGUCAAAUGCAACACGUGCAGCGAGAGGACGGAGGUUUUUACCUGCAAGUAAAAGGCCGCAAGGAAUGUCGUCAUCGGCGGGCGAAACGCCAAGGACUAGUUGAACAAAGACCCGACAGAGCGAGAUAUCCGCACGUCUUCGAGCAGUGAGAGAUUGUAUAGCUAAGCGAACGGGAUUUAACACUAUCAGCUCUUCGUGGCGUCGUUUUGCACAGCAGAAUCUUAUCUAAUUGCUUUCCAGAAAGUAAUUGCUAAGUAUCAGUAGAUCAUAGCCCAGAAUUUUGCUGUCAGAUAGGGAUUGUGCUCUUGUACUGAUGUAUCCACAGUGAAGUUGGGACCACCCGUAAGGAACCAGAAGGCCCUCGGAGGGGACAGGCUGCACGUUGCAGUCUGGUGGGGUUACGGGGGGCAGAAGGGAAGAGAAUACGCGCGUCGGUUUUUGGGAUGAACUCAGAGACGGACGGGAAUGACAAAAAAAAUGGCCACGGCUGAUCUGAGGUGACUGGGGGGGAAGAUCUGUCAAAUCUAUGAUUUAAAGAAAAAAAAAAGAAAAAAGAAAAAAAAAACUUUUAUAGGUCUUGUUGUAUCUCCGCUAAACGGGAGCUUAACUGAAUCUCGACCCGCACCCUCCCAGAUUGUCUGGGUCCGGUGUCAGAGGCCGAGAAAUGAAGAACAUUUUGUAAAAGCGUGGUGCAAUGUGUUGCACCAAAGUUUCGAGUGGGGAACUCUGUCAAACCCUUUGCUGCCAACUGGAAUACGGUGGAGAAUGUUAGUUUUCCAGUUACACUGGAACUGUCUGUUCUGAACACUGAAAAUAAAUUGUCUAUUUAUGUUAUAGUAUCUUAAAACAAAAGCACUAACGGGUAGAGAUGUCUUUUUUUUUUUUUUUACUAAAUGUAAUAAGAAAUACAGUUUUAGAAACUAUUAGGAGAUGACCACGUCGUUUCUAAAACAUUACCUUUUAGAAAAGGGGAGAAGAAAAGAGAAAAAGCUUUCAUUGCUACUGUUGUGUUGACAGCAAAAUACAUAAUUCCCGACUUUAUAGUUUGAAGUUUCUUUUUCUUUCAUUUCUACGCUGAUGUCUGAUCAUUCGGGGGGGAGGAACAGAAUCGCCACCAGAACAUGGGAAAUAAACAAAACUGCACAAUCAUGCAAGGUUUUAUAUUCUGAACAUGGUGGGUGUGCAAUUACAACAACAUAAAGUAUCACAGAAAAAUCAUGUCUUUCAAUGAUGAAGUGAAAUCCAAAUGAUUUGUCCUCAGGCUCCUCACAGAGUGACACAUUUCAAGCGUUCAUUUUUGCAAAUGUUAAAGAUUAUAUCACAAUAUCAGAGUGUUGCACAGAACCAAUGUGUAAAACAUCUUAAAUACAGAAAUGUUAGACAACAGUUAGAAAAUGUGACAGUGGCUUGACUUCCUCCACUGGGAGAAAAACACAUCAUUGCUAAGGAAGCAGGCAGGUCAGUGUGCUGGAAGGUUGAGUGGUAGGAAAAAGUGCGGCAGCAAAAAGAGCACAGGCCUUUGGGAUGACCGCAACCUUAAAAACAUGGUAAAAACAACGCCGGUUCAAGAGUUUUGGAUGCAGAAAUGACAUGCUGAGUCAUUUGUACUUGAUGACCAAUGGCUUGUAACUUUGGCUAAGGAAGGAAAAAAAUGACUGGACUGUUGCUCAGAUGGUCAAAUGUCCUUUAGAUGGAAAUAGAUUUUUAAUAAUCUGGAUCAGAGCCUCCAUGGCAACAGCAAUUCAAGCCAAAGUGGAUGCGGAGAAACCCAUACGACAAAAAACAUACAAAUGGAUUUUAAGUGGGAUGGCGUUUCUGAAUAAGGCAAGAAAAAUGGAAUCGAUUUUAUUGGUCUUAUAUUCUGCUUCUCUGGAUUUGGUGUUUUUACAGCCUUCGCAGUCAGAUGAUUUUAUUAAUCCAAUGGUAUUAAUUUCAGGAAUUAAAACCGUUGUACCAAAAUACAGCAAACCAGUGCAGAACAUGCACUUCAGAUGUUGGAUCUACUCAAAUAAUAGAGUCUAAACAGUUUAAUUUAACUGAAUUUAAGUUAUUUUAUGACUAAGUAUUUGUACAUUUUUUUUCCAUAUUGGAGUUUUUGACACUGAUUAAACCUGAUGU